CGUCGCGGCCGCCAGCCCUCACGGGCGCGACGCCCUCGCGUCAAUUCCGUCGCGCACCGUCACAAUAACGUGCCACCCUUAACUAAAUUAACUUUGUUUACUUAUUGUUAUACCUCGACCUCUCUCAAGCACACACAAUAAUCAAUGUGAGGGUUCGUUCAAUUUACCUACGAUUUACACAAAAGUUGAUAAACUCUAAACUCGAUAAAGUUGAUGUUAACGUUAUGAGACUGUGAUGUAUGAGUGGAAAAACACAUUUUUUUUGUUAGUGCUGCAAAGAAGCAUUAAUGAAAACAUAAUCACUCGUUAACUGAAACAAUGAAAAUUCAGGGACGGAAGCGUGAGAGACGAAUCGCGAUCGUACGGCUACGUCAGAAGAACUGGAAUAGAUUUACGUAUACUAAACGUGAAAUUAAAGGAUAAACAAAUGAAGUUCGAAGCGAGCGCCAUAAUAAUGAAACAACAGUCCGCACCAAGAGGUGUCAAACAGCAGACACGGUCGGCGUGACCCGGCUCUGAACUGGGGCAUACUUAUCGAUAAGCGUGCCCUAGUUAACCGGAUUCGCUGCGGAGACGUUGCGGCAGUGCAUUUCGGUGAAGAUCGUCGAGGAAGAUGUCGAGCAAGUCGUUCACGUCCGGUAGCAUGCGGUCGUGCGCGGGCUCGAUGCGACUCGGCACGACCUCCGGGCACGAGCUCGUGUUCGACUCACUCUACGAGCGGAAACGCGACAAGAAAAGUGUCCGCGUGCUAACUGUCAUCAUUUAUGUGUUCUGCGUGUCACUCGCUGCGAUAAUGCUCUCUCUCUACUACGUCUUCUUCUGGGAGCCUAAGGACGCGCAAUACGCGCAACGAAAGGUGUUACUUAAUGUAGAGAAGCAAACCAGCACUACACCAUUGCCCACAUGCUUAAUGCCCUACACCGGAGGAGGCGAUACCCCAGUGAAUGAACACACACCAUUAACAUCAAAUAGCUUUACGAUUCCCGCGAACGAGAGUGUUUCGACAACGCCAGCUAACCAAACUAACCAAACUAUGAACGAUAUAGAAGAUCUUACAGAAUCUGUUUACCCAAUCAACGGCACUACAAAUGACACAGGCUCUUUCAAUUAUACCGAGAGCAUCACAUGACGACCAAAUAGGGAUCACAUACAACAAAUCAACGAGAAGACAUUUUUGUAGCAUUUAUAUUAUUAUAAGUUUUGUAAUUUGUCCCAAGUGCCAAGGGUAGCACUGGAAUUUAGAAUGAAUUUAAAAUUCCAGUGUUAUGGCAGAAGAAAUAGAAACUUCAAUAUUUUUUGAUAAUUCUAAAAAUGUACAAAUAUAUUGAAUAAUGUAUGGAUUGUUUUCUGACGCUUUCAAUAAAUCAGUCUAACGAAUGGUCAGUCUUCGUGUACAUGUGAACCCAAUACAGGUAAUAACAGUAGGUCGCCUUCUUAAUCUAGGAAUUCGGAUUAAACUUCCACUAGAUGUCAUAUCAUGUAACAUGUACCGGAAGUGUUAUCCGAAUCUAAUAACUUCGUUAAAUAUAUUUAGGUAUUAUGAUUACCGGAGUCUGUAUGGUCUUGUAUGUGUUUUCAAAGCACAUAGCACGGGAGAAAAUUCUAGAUUGGGAUAGUUACAUUGGGAACAUUUAACUUUAACGUGAAAGAAAAUGAAUUAAAAAUACUUUCCUAUUAUAUUAUUCAAUGUCACGGUGUAAUUAAUAAGUAUCAUUUUGAGUAAUUUAUUCACUGAGAUUCCAAUUUAUUGUCGAUGAACUCUCUACCGUUCUACUUUUAUGUAUCUACCUACCCUACCCUAUCCUACCCUAGUUCUAUUUUUAGGAAAAGUAGAAUAUUCCAUAUUUAUGUUGGAGUCUUUUGAAGUCGAUUAAUAUUAUAUAGGUGCAAAAAAAUCAAAUUAUUACAAAGUUUUUAGAAUAUGCGAAUAAGGCGUAUUAAGAGUAAGGAUUCAUGGAGCAUAAUUUUCACAAUAUAUAAUAAAUAGUUUACAAUUCUCACCGGGCUGUCUAAUGUCGAUAGUACAUAGAAACUAUCAAGUUCCAAAAAUAAACUAUGGAUCCCAUAUGGAUCCCUUCAUUAUGAAGCCGGCUAACUAUACAAAAUUUUAACCCUUGUUUUAAAUAGCACAAAUUGCAUUUAGGAGUUGUCUGAGUGAGAUAUUCACAGUGUAAUUGAAACUGGGUACCAAAAACAAAAAAAAAUGAUCUCAAAUUUACAUGUCGCAAUUAUCAGGCAUACAAAUAAAAACUUACUACUAAAAAUUUCGUGAGCUAAAUUCACAUUACCUAUGUUAAAACGGCUCACACUUUAAGUAUUAUGUAAUAGUACAUUUAUACUUUUUGUAGGUCCCGUGAGAUGAGAAUAAGCCCGAACAAGAAAAUAAUAAUUAUCUGUACGUACAUAUAUGUAAAAACGCUGUGUUCUCUGUCAAGCUUAUAUUCUAAUAAUUAUACGUAUGUACAUAUAUAUACAGUUAUUUAACGAAAUAUAUUACUUAUUCGUCCGCUUUAGAAUUUAAUUUUGUAUGUUGUUGUAUAA
Molecule: messenger RNA, 2541 nt
Organism: Bombyx mandarina (wild silkworm)
Lineage: Eukaryota; Metazoa; Arthropoda; Insecta; Lepidoptera; Bombycidae
Gene: inaF-D
Product: trp-interacting inaF-D
Source: RefSeq, a predicted model, not a curated record